Messenger RNA from Clarias gariepinus (North African catfish), 8106 nucleotides. RefSeq names its product biorientation of chromosomes in cell division 1-like 1 (gene bod1l1). Lineage: Eukaryota; Metazoa; Chordata; Actinopteri; Siluriformes; Clariidae. The transcript has 29 exons. The record is from RefSeq and is a predicted model, not a curated record. The coding region runs from base 91 to 6498 and encodes 2135 amino acids.
UCAAAAUAUUUCCACAGACAGUCGCUGAACUUCAACCCGAGUCUCGAGAUAUCGUUUUACAACGUUUUAUUAAACACUAAAACAGGCCAGAUGGCUGGUUUACCCCCGGGUGACCCUCAGCUGGUCGCAAUGAUCGUAAAUCAUUUAAAAACACAGGGGCUUUUUGACCAGUUCAGGAGAGACUGCUUGGCGGAUGUCGAUACAAAGCCUGCAUACCUGCACUUGAGACAGCGAGUGGACAACUUCGUGUCCAAUCACCUGUCAAACCACACAUGGAGUCCUCAGCUCAACAAGAACCAGCUGAGGAACAGCAUCAGGCAACUCGUACUGCAGUCAGGCUUGCUGGAGCAGGGCGUAGAUCGGAUUGUAGCGCAGGUCGUUGACCCCAAAGUUCAGCACACCUUUCGGCCACAGGUGGAACGUGUUGUCCGUCAGUUCCUGUCUCCCGGUAACCACGUGGAGGAAGAGGAGUUUCCACAUGAGUUCACGCAGGUGGUGGAAAACCAGGAAGCUCAGCAGCUGUCGCAAGCAAUGUCCUCAGCGCUGAUCUCAGACUCUGCCCCCUAUGAGACACUGGACGGAGGAGUGGAACACAUGAGCUUGGUAGAGGAUGAUGACAAGGAAGUGGAGAUGGCAAAAGAAAAGGAGCAACAGCAGGAAGAGAAUCGUGGAGAAAACGAAGACCAGGUGAAGAAAGAGCGAGAGAAGGAGAUGGAGGAGGGACAGAAAGAUUCGAUGGAGGUAGACAUGAAGACAGAACAUCCUGAGGAGGUCAAGAAAGAGGAAGAAGAAGAAGAGCGAGAAGAGGAGAUGCAGGGGGAGGAGGAAAAGAAAGGGGAUGAGGAAAAAGAAAAGAAAGGAGAGGAUGCGAGAGAGAAGAAAUCGUCAGCGAAGAGCAAGGAGGAGAGCACGGAAAAAAUGCACAUUCGCCAGAAAGCAAGAGAACGACUAAAAGAAGAAUACUCUCUUGAGGACUCAGAUCUGGAAGGUUUGAGCGACAUCACAGUAAGCUCUGUUCACACCAGCGAUCUUUCGUCUUUUGACGAGGACAGUGAGGACGAAGACCCUCCUUCUGAAUCCACAGAGGAAGGAGAGAUCACCUCAGAAGAUGAAAAGGCACGAAAUAAAGAUCCCGGAGAGGAAUCUGAUGAGAACAAGGAGAAAAAACCCCGUGGUUCACGUCAAGGCUAUGUUCACAAGCCUUUCCUUUACUCUCGUUACUAUAGCGACUCUGAUGAUGAGGUUACAGUGGAGCAGCGACGUCGUUCUGCAGCGAAGGACAAAGAGGAAAGACUGCUAAAGAGGCAACAGAAUCGUGAGCGUCUUGAGGAAAGGAGGAGGCAAAAGGCAGCGCAGGCAGAGCUACAGGAAAAAGAAAGGCAGGAGGUUCAGAGACCGCAAGCAAAGGAGGCACGGAAAGAGAAGAAAGUUCUGGAAAAGAAAGUGGCACUCAGCAGGAAGAGGAAGAGAGACUCACGGAAGCAGGAUGACUCUGGCACCAAGAAGAGAAGUGACGGAGAUCCCGAUUCUGUAAAAAAAGAUGAUGCAGUAAAGCCUAAAGUAGUCUCUCAGAAGCCUGUUAAGAAGCUGUCUGAGGAGGAGCAGCGGAGGAGGAAGAGCACUUCGGAAGACUCAACCGAGCCACGCAAAAUCCUUGACAAAAACCGCACGCACUCGUUCAUCCUGGAACUUGAGCUGGGAACUGAGGAGGCGCUUAGGCAGAGAGGUGGGGGGAAGAACGAGCGACAUGCUCGCAAAGAAAAAGGGCGAAAUGAGAAUGAGCGCAGUGUGUCGGACGAGCGAGGCAGGAGCAAACAAAAGCCAGAAGGCAAGAAAGUGGGAGAUGCUCCGGCAGACGAGAAGGAGGGAGGAGUAGUCAAAAGUUCAGGUGAUGAGAAAAAGGGGUCAAAGUUUAAAGGAGAAAAGAAGGGCUCGGGGUCAGCAAAGGAGGGAAGACUUUCUGUCACAGAGGGGUCAGCCCCAGAGGAGGGAACGACCAAGGAUUUGAAGAAAGAAAAGACGCACUCUGAGGCCGUCAAAGAAAAAACAAAAGGAGAGAAAUCACUGGGCAAAACUGAGCCGAAACAGCAGCUCCGUUUAGAUUCCACUGGCUCCACGGAGGAAAGGUCCGAAGGUGAGGCUGUCCCUGAUUUCAACAAAAAGAAAGACAAGCAAGCGAAAGACAUUUUGAAGCGGUCAAAGAGUCACCCAGAGGUUAAAUCUCUAGAGAAAGUUAAGGUCCGGCAAGAUGGCAAAGAUGUAGGUGCUGGUAGCAAGAGCUCUACUACAGACAAGGUCAAGAAUUCAGAGGCAGCCUCGAAGGUCAAAACAGUGUCAGAGAAAACACGAUCCAAGUCCAGAGACGACAUGAAAUUUCAGAAUCCUUUAGCGACCAAGGCUGACAAAAAAGCCACAGGUCUGGAAAUGAAGGCUAAAGCAGGAGCGGCUCCCAGCAAGCCAGACUCCUCCAAGGAAAAGAAAAAGGAGGGAUUUAUGAAAGACGACAGGAGAUUCUCAGAAGAUCGUGUUGAGAAAGGGAAGGAUUUAAAGAUUGCAAAGAAAAUAAGUGAGAAGAAGGCAAAGGAGUCAGAGAAGAAGGCAGGAGAUAGUGAAAACGAAAGAAAAAUAUUAGAAGGGGAUGACCUUUCUUCCAGUUCCUCUGCUCCAUCAGGAGUUGCUGAAGAGGUACAGGCUGAAGCCGUAAUAGCUUCUGAGCCUUCAAACACUCAAGCGAAACAAGAUUUAGGGUCCCUUGCAACGUCUGACCUUACAGCUCAGCCAGUUUCAGAAUCUGACCUUAAAACCAUGCAGGUCUUGGCGCCUCUUACAGAGUCUCAUGUCUCAACCCCACAGUCCUUAGAUUCUGCUGCAGAGUCUGAUUCCACAGACCAGUCCAUCUCAGAGUCUCUUAAGAAGUCUGAUCCUGCUUCAGAUUCACAAGCUAUGGAUACAGAGUCUGAUCUUGCAGCUUUACAAUCCACAGAUGCGGAAUCUAAUCUAACGGCGUCACAAACCAUGGAUACAGAGUCUGAACCUACAGCACCACAAACCAUAGAUACAGAGUCUGAUCUUAGAUCCCCACAGGCCGAUGCUACAAAAUCCGAUCCCGCAUCACAACCUGUUGUCAGUGUACCUAUGGAAUCUUCAGAAGAAUUACCUACAGAGUCUGAUCUUGCUGCGGCAACACCAUCACAAUCCUCUGCUUCUAAUCUUACAGUCUCCGAGUCUUCACAUUUAAAUGAAAGGUCUGAUCUUGUGAGUCUUGACUCCUCAGAGUCUAAUUUUACAAAUCUUGAAACAUCGAACCAAAUGAAAUCACAUACUGAUCCCACACAUCCUCAGUCUUCAGACUCAAUCCCAGAAGUUCCGGAGUCUUCGAACUCCAUCCCAGAGUCUGAUCUCACUGUUGCCCAGCCCUCAAACCCAGUCCCAGCAACUGAAUUCGCGGUCCAUCAAGGUUCAGACAGACUUCCCAGUCCAGUCCCUCCUGACGCUAACAACACCCCUGUCUCUGACGACAUGUUCGAUGCCCUAAGCGACAUCACUCCAGAUCCUGAAGACGACGAAGAAGCCACUAUUCCAGCAGAGGCGGAUGCGCUCCUGUCUUUGAUGGAUGUUUGUGCUUCUGCAGCCGUCCGCAACUCUGUUGGUGCGUCUCAUGGACAAGAAGCUGAGAGUUCGUUCCAGGACGCAGAUAUCAAGAUGAAGGAAGCAGCGCUAACGUUACUAUCCAUGGAUCCCGAUCAGGCAGUUUCACCAAGCUUUAUCACUGAAGAAGCACAUGUUGCUGGGCAACAGGUGGAGUCGUCUCCCCCAACGCAAGUUGAUGUAAUAAGUGCAGUGGAGCCAAGUGAAGUUGCGAAUGAGUCUGAAGGCGAAUCUUCAGCUUGUGUCUUGGAUGAAGGUGACAAACACACUGAAGACACUAAAGAUAAGCCCACAGACAUAGUGUCUAAAGAGGAAGCAACAACUCAGAUCAACAACGGUGACACUGGAUCUAAAGAAAAGUCUGAUGUUUCAAACCCAGAAAUCUCUUCUAAUGAUGAACCAGCAGGAGAGUCUACUGCGAUCGCUGCCAGUCAAAUGCACACGCAAGCUCCGAGUGAAAGUAUACACGCAGCUGAGGGCUUAAAGGAAGAGCGAUUUGGUCAGCCAGUCGCUAGUGUUGCUGUAGAGCAAGUUACCCGUACUAACUUUACACAGACGCAGAUCUCUACCUAUAUUCAGAGAAUGGCGGCGAAUAUAAAUCCAGCACCUGCCUGCUUAAAAGCAGAUAGUAAAAUGGAGAGCACGACGCAUGAGGCCCGGGCGCAGGAGGCCCGGGCACAGGAGGCCCGGGCGCAGGAGGCCCAUGUAGAACAGGCGCAGGAGGCCCAUGCCCUGGAGGCCCAGGCAAAGAUGACACAUGCAGCACAGGUGCAGGAGGCCCAAGCGCAGGAGACUCAUGCACCACAUGCACAGGAAGUCCAGGUGCAGGAGGCCCAAUCGCAGGAAGUCCAGGCACAGGGAGCCCAGGCAGCACAGGUGCAGGAGGCCCAAUCGCAGGAAGUCCGGGUGCAGGAGGCCCAAUCGCAGGAAGUCCGGGUGCAGGAGGCCCAAUCGCAGGAAGUCCGGGUGCAGGAGGCCCAAUCGCAGGAAGUCCAGGUGCAGGAGGCCCAAUCGCAGGAAGUCCGGGUGCAGGAGGCCCAAUCGCAGGAAGUCCGGGUGCAGGAGGCCCAAUCGCAGGAAGUCCGGGUGCAGGAGGCCCAAUCGCAGGAAGUCCGGGUGCAGGAGGCCCAAUCGCAGGAAGUCCGGGUGCAGGAGGCCCAAUCGCAGGAAGUCCGGGUGCAGGAGGCCCAAUCGCAGGAAGUCCGGGUGCAGGAGGCCCAAUCGCAGGAAGUCCGGGUGCAGGAGGCCCAAUCGCAGGAAGUCCGGGUGCAGGAGGCCCAAUCGCAGGAAGUCCGGGUGCAGGAGGCCCAAUCGCAGGAAGUCCAGGCACAGGAAGCCCAGGCAGCACAGGUGCAGGAGGCCCAAACGCAGGAAGUCCAGGUGCAGGAAGCCCAGGCAGCACAGGAUCAGGAAGCCCAUGCAGCACAGGUGCAGGAGGCCAAAAUGCAGGAGGCCCAGGCACAAGAGGCCUAUGCAGCACAGAUGCAGGAGGCUCAAGUGCGGGGGGCCGAGGCACAAGAUGCCCAUGAUGCACAAGUGCAGGAGGAUGAGGCACAAGAUGCCCUUGCAGCACAGGUGCCGGAGGCCCAAGUGCCAGAGAUCCAGAUGCAAGGGGCUCAAGAACAGGAUGCACUGGUGCAGGAGACAUGUGUGAAGGACGUCCAGGUGCCGGAUAAAACUGCACAUGAGCAGGAGGCACAGAUCCAGGAUGUGCAGAGUCAAAAGGCAGAAGUGCAAAAGGCACAGGAGACUCAGAUGCAUGAGGCAGAGCCCCAGGAAAUGGAAGAGUCACAGACACAGGAGGCACAGGGUCAGGACACGCAGGAGGCAAAGUUACAGGAGCAAGACCCACAAGUUCAGGAGGCGCAGGAGGCUCAGGUAAAGGAAGCCCAGCCGCAGGAGCCCCAGUCACAGGAGGCAAGUGCGCCAGAUGCUCACACACAGGAGGGAAAGUCGCUAGAGGUGAAAACCCAGGAUGCACAGAAGCAGCCAGCACGGAGAGGGCGGCGUCCUAAACUAGUUAAACAAGCCAGUAGCGCAUCCAAAUCAGAUGGACAAGAAGGGGACAAAUCUGAUGUGUCAGAAGUGGAUGAGGGUCUAGAAGGCAGAAUAACCCGCAAGGGACGAUGGUCCAGUCAAAGAGCAGCAUCAGCCAAGGAAACUGAGAGUGUGACCGAGGAAGAAGAAGAAGGAAAAGAAGAGGAUGGAGACACAGAAAAAGCUGAGGAAGAAGAGCCGGUGAAAAAGACUCCACGCCGAGGCAGAUCCUCCAAAACCACUUCUAACGAGGAUGACUUGGCCAAACCUCAGACCAGUCCAGAUGCCAAAGACACAGAGGCUAACAAGCCAGAGCAUAAAAAAAGUGAGAAAGAGGAGGUUGAAGAAGAAAGAAAGAGACUUCAGUUACCAGUUGCUUCAAAAGAAGAAGCUACAUCAAAGCCUGAAAAUGCCGAGUCUACAGGAGAGGAAAUGGAGCAAAAAGAGGUGCGUCGGGGAAGGCGUUCUGGUGCUCAGGUCGCCCCUGCGGUGAAACCAGCACUGAGGAGAAAGAGAUCUGAACAAGCUGAGGAUGCUGAGAAAGAAGCUGCGGCUGAGGAGAAGGAAGAAGAGCCUGUCAAGAGAGCACGACAAGACAGCGAGAGUGUGACUGAGGAAGAAGAAGAAGGAAAAGAAGAGAAAAAAGAUGAGGAUGGAGACACAGAGAAAGCUGAGGACGAGGAGCCAGUGAAAAAGACUCCACGCCGAGGCAGAUCCUGCAAAACCACUUCUAACGUAGAUGACCCAGGUGUGACACAAUUUUGUGUGUGUUUAUUGUGUUUUAAGGUUAUUUUACUUUGCUUUAUUCACUAAAAUGACUUUUUUUUUUAUUAGCAGUCCAAGAAAAGAGGGAAGGAGAGACAGAGACAGGAGAAGAAGACGAAAAACAGGAAGAGGAGGAUACAAAAAUUAGAGCCACAACACGUUCGGCAUCUCGGCUGGAGGCUGAGAAAAAUAAGCCCAGUAAACCAUCAACCAGAGCAGUAAGCAAACUGAGUGGAAAAGAAGAAAGCUCUUCAAACACACGUUCCUCCCGAUCUCAGAGUGCUGCUGCAGUGAAGGGACGUAAGGGUGAGUCAAGUUCUCCAACACCUCGCACCCGUGCCGGCAACAAAACUGAAGAGCCGCCCUCAAAGAGAACCAAACGAUGAUGUAAAUUUUUGUAUAUUUGUUUGUAUAUAUGUAUGUCUGUUCGUACCCCAGUCAGCCUUAUGUUAAUUACUUAUUCUGUUUGGUGCAAAGUGAGAUGUCUUUUUAACCCCACUGAGACUCUCCCAGCUUUGUGCACUCAGCAUUAGUGGCAAGCAGUCCGUUUUAUAACCAGCUAACAUUAGCAGUUAACAGUGUUAGACUUUCUUCUUGUGUACAGCUUAUCCCAGAGUUCCUGCACAAUUUGAGCUAAAAAAAUUGUGCUAGAGUCUGUUCUUGAAUGCAUUCUAAGAAAGCCAUAGAAGCAGAACUCGCUGUAUUUUUUUUCUAUAGGUCGUAGUGUUUUCAUUUUUUUCCCCACAAGAAAAGUGAAUAUUCUAGAACUUUUUAAAAGUGUUCUACAAUGUGUUUUUAGAAGCACCUUGAAGCCGUUUGCUUUUGCUGCAGGACACAGUGUGUUCUCGAUCAUUCUCAGAUUAGAGCAUGUGUUGGAAAUGUAAAGAGUUCUAGAAUGCAUUUUCAGAAUGUUCUAAAAUCAUUGGUUUACUUGAUCUGAGGUAAAUGCUCUUGUGUUCUGGAUUCAGAAGAGGAUAGAUUUUCAAGAGGAAAGAAAACAUUUCUUGUUGGAAAAUCAAGAAACAAGCAUGUUCUGAAGUUCUCAAAAAUCCACUGUUCAGCAUAUUUCAGAAAGAACCACACUUUGUUCCACUAAUGUUCUUAGUAAUGUUGGUUGAAAUGAUAAGAAAAAGAUAGCCAUACUGGUCUGCUGUUGCUUUCAGAACAGUGCAUUCAUACAUGCUUGCAUGUAUCCGUUAUACACACACUUUCCUGUGUUUGGUUCUUACACUGAGAAUGAGAGGAACUAUGCUUUUACACAUGUGCCAAAAAUCAGUAACACAAGUUUUGCAUAAAAUAUUUAAGAAUGUUGGUCUUGUUUUUCUUUUUGUUUUGUUUUUAAACUGGCAAGGUACAUUUUGUGAUAUUGUGGUAGUAUCAUAAACCUUGGUUCUGAUAUAAGCAUAUAAACCAAUGUUCAAUACAGUGCUGUCUACACUCCUAAAAAUAUUUUAGUCUAGAUGUUUUUUUUUUUUUAUUUCUUAAGAGUGUACAUGUUUCACGUUUUGUUUAUUCUGCAAUUUUGAUGUGUUUAGUUGCAUGUGUGCUAAUCCUGUUGGCAUGUUCAACAUGAAGACACUCAUUCUGUGAAUGUAAAAGACUCAGAUAUUUCUUUUAUACAUUUAGCUUUUAUUAUAAAGGCCACUGGGACCAUGA